This is a messenger RNA of Ceratitis capitata (Mediterranean fruit fly), 1038 nucleotides long. It is a transcript of the gene Dci, whose product is annotated as enoyl-CoA delta isomerase 2, mitochondrial. The transcript is spliced from 3 exons. The coding region runs from base 16 to 993 and encodes 325 amino acids. The record is from RefSeq and is a predicted model, not a curated record. NCBI's taxonomy places the organism in Eukaryota, Metazoa, Arthropoda, Insecta, Diptera, Tephritidae.
UAAACAAUAAAAGAAAUGUCAGAACAGGCUGACAUUGGAAAAUUAUUUUCCAAUAAAAAAUUAUUUCAAAUUACAUGCAUACACAAAAGCACACACGUAUCGAAAUGUUUACCUUUUGUAAUUGCAUUUACUCUUUCAAACAAAUUUAUCGGCGUACUCUUUGUUUUGAUAACUUUAGCGUCAGUUCGUGGACUUUGUGCAGUAUUCCUUCAACUCUGUAGUGAGAUACGUGUUGAGAAAAAGGAUAAAAUUCUAGUGAUAACAUUUGAUAAUCCGAAAAAGAGAAAUAGUCUAAACAGGAAAGCAUAUAAGGAACUCGGCUUAGUGUUGCGGGAAGUGGAUAAAGAUAACUCGGUGACAACUGUUGUUAUUACUGGCAAAGGUGAUUUUUUCACAUCUGGAAAUGAUUUGUCGCAAUCCGCCGAUGCUUUUUUGGACCUUGAAACGUUUAUUAAGGAGUCAAAUGUAAUUUUUAAAGAAAUGGUAAGCGCAUUAAUUGAUUGUACCAAACUGACAAUCGCUUUAAUUAAUGGUCCAUGUAUCGGCAUCGGAGCUACUUUAACAGCACUUUGUGAUAUAGUAUGGUGCUCAUCUACGGCAUACUUCUUAACACCAUUUACAAAAUUAGGUCUUGUAACUGAGGCAUGCUCUUCCUAUACUUUCCCUCUUAUAUUGGGCCGUAGUAAAGCGAAUGAAAUGCUGUUACUUUCAGAAAAAAUGACUGCACAAGAGGCCUAUAAUCAUAGUUUCGUUUCGAAAAUCUUUGAACCAGCUGAAUUGGAAACGAAUAUUUGGCCAAAGUUACGAGAGUUUUCCGAAUUACCACCGGAAUCAUUGCAAACGUCUAAAAGGCUCAUCCGUCAGCAUGAACGAGACACGAUAUAUAGGUCAUUGAAUGCGGAAUCAGAGGAACUUUACAAACGACUUUUGUCGGAGGAGUUUACUAAUGCUUUAGUUGCUUUUGCCAAUCGAAAAAAUAAAUCCAAAUUAUAACAUAAUAAUCAUAUAAAGAUAUCAAAACAUUUUUUUUAAAUUUUA